Cucurbita maxima (winter squash) is the source of this 879-nucleotide messenger RNA. RefSeq names its product protein DOG1-like 4. Lineage: Eukaryota; Viridiplantae; Streptophyta; Magnoliopsida; Cucurbitales; Cucurbitaceae. Bases 89 to 769 code for a protein of 226 amino acids. The record is from RefSeq and is a predicted model, not a curated record. Gene Ontology annotation, molecular function: sequence-specific DNA binding. Gene Ontology annotation, biological process: DNA-templated transcription. The transcript has a single exon.
CCCCGAACCCAAACCACCUCCCCUGUUCCAGUUAACCCAACCAACCACCUCCCCUAUUCCAAUUUCACCGGCUGCUCCGCCGCGAAACAUGGCACACCCACAACCCGUCCUUCCCAAUUUCCAUAAUUUCCACGAAUCCUGGCUCAGCACCCAACAAUCCUUCCUCCAACAGCUUCUCGAUUCCGCAGCCUUACAGAGCAACGACAAGGAAGACGCCCAAUUGCGCCUAAUCGCCCAAGUCCUCGCCCACUACCAGCAAUACUACGACGAGCUCUCCAAGGCCGCCGCCGAAGACAUCUUCCAAGUCCUCUCUGCCCCAUGGCUCACUUCUUUUGAGCGCACCUUUCUUUGGAUUUCUGGCUUCAAGCCUUCCCUCCUCAUCCGCCUCCUCUUCGCCGCCGUCAACGACUUGACCCCAGCACAGUCGGCUAGACUAAACGAGGUCAGAGCCGAGGUCAAGUGGAAGGAGAGGGAGUUGACUGAUGCUAUGGCUAGUUUGCAGGAGACAAUAGCGGCGCCGCCGAUGUUGGAGCUGGCGAGGCGGGUCGGAGCUGGGAGGCUUGUGGACCGAGAGAUUUGCGAAAUGGAAAGUGCGAUAGAGGAUCUGAAGAUGGGAAUGUUGGGGGUUGCGGAUAAAGCGGAUUUGCUGCGUGGGUCGACGGUGAUGACGGUGGUGGAGUGUCUGAAUUCCGAUCAGAUGGUGAGGGUUUUAGCGGCGGUGGUGGGGUUUCAAUUGCGGGUUAGAAGAUGGGGCCUUCAGAGAGAUUGAAUUCACGCCAUGAAAUUCGAUUUGGAAUGGGCUCAACUCAACCAAUACAUAGGCCCAUUUCCAUCGCCUGUUGUGCUUCAAAAAAUUUCAAUUUUCUGUUUUUUAUAAAC